AUGGCUGGCAUACCACUAAUGUAUGCUCAAGAGGAUUGUGAGUUGGGAGGAAAAGAGAGUAUGGAGGAUGACUUCGCUUACAGAAAUAAUGUGAUGAAUGCAGAUAAAGAGAUUCGUUUGGGUUUUAUCAGAAAAGUGUAUGGUCUGCUUACAGUACAAUUGCUGGCAACUGUAGCAAUAGCUUCUGUGUUUAUGCUUGUUAAGCCUGUACAAGGGUUCAUACAUCAAAAUGACUGGAUGGUGUUCAUCGCAUUCAUUUUCAGCAUGAUAACUCUAUUUGCUUUAAUUAUAAAGAGGAGGGACUACCCGGCCAACUUGUAUCUUUUAGCUGCAUUUACGGUUGUUCAAGCAUUCACCAUUGGCGUUGUAGUGUCAUACUGCGAUAAAUUUGUAGUACUGCAGGCACUGGCUUUAACAUUUACAGUGGUGUUUUCUCUCACUCUAUACACUCUCAACACCAAGCGUGACUUCUCCUUCAUUGGAUAUGGACUUGUCGCCGGCCUCAGUGUCCUCAUCAUUGGAGGAUUAAUUCAAAUAUUCCUGCAGAGCUCUGCCUUUGAAGUAGCACUGUCUUUCACGGGCGCCAUUUUCUUUAGCUUCUUCCUAAUCUUCGACACACAACAGAUGAUGACUGUACUCUCCCCAGAGGAAUACAUCCUUGCUACAAUUAACUUGUAUAUGGACAUUUUGAAUCUAUUCCUUUACAUUUUGCGUAUUUUGAACGAAUUGAACAGAAAU
Molecule: messenger RNA, 738 nt
Organism: Brenthis ino (lesser marbled fritillary)
Lineage: Eukaryota; Metazoa; Arthropoda; Insecta; Lepidoptera; Nymphalidae
Source: the annotation of a GenBank genome assembly